Messenger RNA from Rotaria sp. Silwood2, 1368 nucleotides. The record is from the annotation of a GenBank genome assembly. NCBI's taxonomy places the organism in Eukaryota, Metazoa, Rotifera, Eurotatoria, Philodinida, Philodinidae.
AUGUUUUGGCGUCGACAACAAGCUGAAUUAGCGUAUAAAUGGAAUACACUCGAUAUGGAACAAAUCGAAGAAACUCGAUCAACAUAUAAAGGUGAAUUACGUCGUUCACCUGUAACAGGUGAAUUUGAAGUUUAUUAUCCGAAUUGGAAACGUUUAUUAUUUCGUUCAUUUGUGACAAUACCAAUGAUUGGUAUUAAUAUUAUACUCGUUUCAUUUCUUAUUCUUAUUAUUAUACGUUUUCAAAAUUGGAUUGAUAGACAAUUAAAAAUUGGCCGUUUACCAAAUCUUAUGUCAUUAACAGAAUUAUUACCAAAAAUUUUAUUAGCACUAAUAACAACGAUAUUUAGUGAUAUUUAUAAACGUAUUUCUCGUUGGUUAACGAAUCAAGAAAACUACCGAGAACAACGAAUAUAUGAUGAACAAAUGAUUGCUAAAUUAUUUGCUUGUUCAUGUGUGAAUUCAUACUUUAGUGUUUUUUAUAUUGCUUUUUUUACUCAUAAAUAUAUUCGAUUGUCUCAUCAAUUGACUACUAUUUUUGUCCUCAAACAAUUUUGGGGAAAUAUUAAAGAAGCUAUUAUUCCAUAUAUAGUCUCAAAUACUCAUUUAUCAGUAUUAAUUCAAAUGAGUAAAAAAGAACGUGUACGGUAUGCUGAACGAAAAGAUCUUAAUAAAGAAUUAAAACGUAUUCUUGAUGAAUGGGAAAAUUCAAAAUUAAAUACAACUGAACAACGAAAAGAAACUCAUGAUUAUACAACAAAAGCUAUUGAUGAUAUUCUAACAGAUAAUUGUUUUAAUCGUCGUAGUUCAUUAUUAACGUUUGAAACAUUAUCAUUAUCACAAGCUGAAAUUGAAUGUUCACAACCAAAAUGGCCAGAUUUAUAUGAAGAUUAUUUAGAAAUGGUUAUACAAUUUGGUUAUAUUAUAUUUUUAUCAUCAUUAUUUCCAUUAGCAGCAUUUUUUUCAUUAUUAAAUAAUUUAAUUGAAAUUCGUACUGAUGCAUUUAAAUUAUGUAUGAUAUAUCAAAGACCAUUUUCACAACGUGUUAAAGAUAUUGGUAAUUGGCAAAAAAUAAUGGAAUACAUGGUUAUUGUAGCUAUUAUUAUUAAUUGUAUGUUUUGUUCAGUCCGUGGUGUUCUUCGUCGAUUAUUACCUGAUUUACCAUUUGCUACAGAAAUAUUCGUACUUGUUUGUAUGGAACAUUUAUUGAUUUUAUUCUGUAAAAUAAUUCGAUCAAGUGUUGAACAGGUACCAUAUUGGGUACGAGUUGAAAAAUCUAAAAUGGAAUAUCGUCGACGUGAAGCACUGAAAAAACUUGAAUGUGAUGCAUUACAUCUCAAAGAUAGCCGUUGUCAUACUCAUGAUGAAUAG